GAUGACGUUUCAGCGGGAGUAGCCUAACUUUACGAGGAGGAAGCAUCUGUCGUGACUGAGCCGGCAAGAGGACGAAAGCAGAGGAAUAAAGUAUCUAGAAGUCGGUUAAACACAAACCAAGAAGAGAACCAUGCCUGGAGACAUUGCCAAGGGUAAGAAGGCGUUCGUCCAGAAGUGUGCCCAGUGCCAUACUGUGGAGAACGGCGGAAAGCACAAGGUUGGGCCGAACCUUUGGGGUCUAUUUGGACGCAAAACUGGCCAGGCAGAGGGUUUCUCCUACACUGAUGCCAACAAAAGCAAAGGUAUUACUUGGAAUGAGGACACCCUAAUGGUCUAUCUGGAGAACCCAAAGAAAUACAUUCCAGGAACAAAGAUGAUCUUUGCUGGCAUCAAGAAGAAGAAUGAACGGACUGACCUCAUAGCUUACCUUAAAUCUGCAACUUCAUAAAAAAACUUUGUGUCCAUCAAACUGCUCAAGAGGUCAUCUGCUCAUCCUCGAUUCCAAAUCAGGCAGAAGGGCAACAAAUCUGAGUGGUGUUGGUAUGAUAUGUUUGUCACAGCUGUAUCUCUGUUUCUGAUUUGAUCCUCCUUGUGUGGUGGAAUACAUGAUAUCCCCUGGUUUUGUCAGGUUACUUUUCUAAAAUAAAUUAUUAAACAAUAUACUGUGUAUUCAGAAUGUAGAGACUGAAAGCUGUUUGUAUUUUUGUUGAUAAACUGUCAUCCAGUAUUUUUCUCAGAUGUUUUUUUGGCUAAUGCUCAAGAUGUCUUAAUAAUUGUUCUAUAAAUGAAUAUGCCUUUUCUGCAUCAAAUUUUGAUGUUACCUCAACAGUCUUUUAUUAUGCGAUUUUAAUAAAUCGGACACUAAAUGUC
Messenger RNA from Labrus mixtus (cuckoo wrasse), 870 nucleotides. Its product is annotated as cytochrome c-b. Gene Ontology annotation, biological process: mitochondrial electron transport, ubiquinol to cytochrome c; mitochondrial electron transport, cytochrome c to oxygen. The record is from RefSeq and is a predicted model, not a curated record. Gene Ontology annotation, molecular function: electron transfer activity; heme binding. The coding region runs from base 131 to 448 and encodes 105 amino acids. Gene Ontology annotation, cellular component: mitochondrial intermembrane space. The transcript is spliced from 3 exons. Lineage: Eukaryota; Metazoa; Chordata; Actinopteri; Labriformes; Labridae.